GAGCCGUGUGCUGCUCGUGAUACUGGAAAUAUCACGAGGCACAGUGUCGUGGCCGCGGGAGUGGGCGACGGACCCAAGUGGAAGCCUGGGGCUUUGGGACCUCCGACUGCCGACAGCGCGAUGAUGGCACGGUCCUACCACGUGUUCACCGUAAUAUUACCGUGGCUGAUCGAGGCCGUUUCCGCGAAUAAUUGCACCAUCUCGUCGCAUCAAUGCGGCGCCCAUUCCACGUGUCUGAUCUUUGAACCCAGCAACGUCUGUCCGUUCAGCAGAAUGCCGGGUCAGCUGGAGGAGGUCAAGGGCAAGCGAGCCACUUUCGGCAUGGGCUGCUUCUGGGCGGGAGACUCUCUCUUCGGCGCGCUGCCUGGCGUGAUCAGGACCUGCGUGGGCUACGCUGGCGGCACUAAGGAUUCUCCCACGUACAGAGACAUGGGAGACCACACAGAAGUCAUUGACAUCGAGUACGACCCAGAGUUGGUGUCCUACACAUACCUGUUGAGCCUGUUUUGGGACAAUCACGAGUACGGUCUGACGACGAAGAUCAAGAGACAGUACAUGUCAUUGAUUCUGUACCACGAUGACGAGCAGAGAUUGCUGGCUGAAAACUCUCGCGAACACGAGCAACAAGAGCGCGGCGAAUCUUUUACCACAGAAAUCAGGAAAUUUACAAACUUUUAUCCAGCAGAAGAUUAUCAUCAGAAAUAUCGACUGCAGAGUCAUCCGUGGCUGAUUGAGACAUUAGGAUUCGUCACACCGGAAGUAUUGCGUACGUCUGCCUUGGCGGCUAAAUUAAACGGUUAUUUAGCGGGUGCUGGCACUCUAGAACAAUUCGAUAGAGAAUUACCGGGUUUAGGACUGACCGAGAAAACGGCGCAGUAUUUAAAGAAAUACAUUACCGAGAAUCAAGGCAACGGUUUGUAUUGCUAGCAAAUCUAACGAAGGAGUCGGGACACAUUCUUCGUUACUAGACGUAGGCUGAACAUACUCAAUUUUCUUGAAAGAGAAAAUCACAGCCUGAUAUACAUAUAUAUAUAUUACAUUAGAUAUUAAAUAUUUUAAUGUUUUCAUAGUUAUAUUUUGUAUGAAAUUAUUCGUAAUAUUCUGCAGAUUGUGAGUUACGUGACAAUACUUGUUAUUAUCAUCGUGCUGAUAAUGAAUUAGAUAAAUAAUGCCAAUCAAUUCAAUUAAUGAGUUUUGAUCAUUAAUCAAGUUUUAUCACACAUUUACAUAAUUUUAAAGCGGCUGUGAAAUCUAUAUAUAUAUAUAUAUAUAUCAAUUUGAAUAUAUCAAUUGCAAUCUGAAACAUUCGAAAUAUAAUUCAUUCAAAUAAUUCUCUCAAAAAUAUGUAUGUAUAUACAUUUUCAAUUGAUAUAUAUGAUAAUAAAAACAAAAAGGACCAAUGAAUAUUUUUAUGAAUAUUCUGAAGACAAAAACUUUUUGGAAAUCGUAUAUAUGCGGUUUUUAUACAACUUAUAAUAUAUCUUGAAAUUUUCAUCUGAUUCUAUUGGAUUAAAUGUUUGCGAAAAUGACGUCAAUAAUUUACGCAAUAUUACAUUUCGGUAUUUGAAAAGUUUCCAUAACAGCGAUACAUAUAACUUUAAGAAACGUAUUUCAGUAUAUUGACAUGUAUAUGAGGAUUAAGUCCAUUUUAAAAAUAGUUUUAAGUCACGAGGCAAUUUUUGUACUAUAUAUAUAAUAUAAUAAAUAGAAUAAAGAAAAAGAUU
Molecule: messenger RNA, 1724 nt
Organism: Ooceraea biroi (clonal raider ant)
Lineage: Eukaryota; Metazoa; Arthropoda; Insecta; Hymenoptera; Formicidae
Gene: MsrA
Product: methionine sulfoxide reductase A
Molecular function (GO): peptide-methionine (S)-S-oxide reductase activity
Source: RefSeq, a predicted model, not a curated record